CUCACUUCGAAUCCUCGAUGCCAGGCUCCAUCUCCCUUCUUCCCAGCCCUACGAGUUGUGUUUUACGACACUGUCGUCUAACGGCGGGUCUUUACGGCAGCGGCCGUAGCAGCGGGAGCGGGAGCUUGGACGUCCGUCAGUGGUGGUGGCGGUGCUGGGCGGAAGCGGCGGGGCGACGGAUCCAGGCGUUUAGGCUAGGCCGGGGCCAAGGCCGGGGCCGGGGCCGGGGCCAGGACGCGGGGCAGGAGGCGGCGGCGGCGGGGGGGUUGAUGCCCGGUGGCGGGGGGAGCCCGGCGCCCUGCAGUCUCCUGGCCGCCUCGGAGCCGCGGGGCGGCGAGGAGGCAGCGGCGGCGGGGCCCGGGUCCGGCGGCCCCGGGGGCUCCUCUUGCGGCGGGGUCGGGGGCCCCGGGCCCGGCGGUGGCGGAGGCCCUGGGGGCAGGAUGAGUCUAUCCCCGAAGGAACUCUCCAGCCUGCUGGGGAUCAUCUCGGAGGAGGCCGGGGGCGGCAGCACCUUCGAGGGCCUGUCCAGCGCCUUCCAUCACUACUUCAGCAAGGCGGACCACUUCCGCCUGGGCUCGGUGCUCGUGAUGCUGCUCCAGCAGCCGGACCUGCUGCCCAGCGCGGCGCAGCGCCUCACCGCCCUCUACCUGCUCUGGGAGAUGUACCGCACCGAGCCUCUCGCCGCCAACCCCUUCGCAGCCAGCUUCGCCCAUCUGCUCAACCCGGCGUCCCCGGGGCGGGGCGGCCAGGAGCCCGACCGGCCCCCGCUCUCAGGAUUUUUGCCUCCUAUAACUCCACCAGAAAAGUUUUUUCUUUCCCAGCUAAUGUUGGCCCCACCAAGAGAACUCUUCAAAAAGACACCUCGACAGAUUGCCUUAAUGGAUGUAGGAAACAUGGCCCAGUCGGUGGACAUCAGUGGGCUUCAGCUAGCAUUGGCUGAACGGCAGUCUGAGUUACCAACACAAAGCAAGGCUAGCUUCCCUAGCAUUCUCAGCGAUCCAGAUCCAGAUUCUUCAAAUUCUGGUUUUGAUAGUUCUGUUGCCUCACAGAUCACAGAAGCUUUAGUCAGUGGACCAAAGCCACCUAUUGAAAGUCACUUUCGACCAGAAUUUAUCCGCCCACCACCUCCACUCCAUAUUUGUGAAGAUGAACUUGCUUGGUUAAACCCAACAGAGCCUGAUCAUGCAAUUCAGUGGGACAAAUCCAUGUGUGUUAAAAAUAGCACUGGUGUUGAGAUCAAACGUAUAAUGGCUAAAGCUUUUAAAAGUCCCUUGUCUUCUCCACAACAAACACAGCUCCUUGGAGAGUUAGAAAAAGAUCCCAAGCUCGUUUAUCACAUUGGCCUCUCUCCUGCAAAACUGCCUGACCUCGUGGAAAAUAAUCCUCUAGUUGCUAUAGAAAUGUUAUUGAAAUUAAUGCAGUCAAGCCAGAUAACAGAGUAUUUUUCAGUUCUGGUCAACAUGGAUAUGUCUUUACAUUCAAUGGAAGUUGUAAAUCGACUUACGACAGCUGUUGAUCUACCUCCUGAGUUUAUUCACCUUUAUAUAUCAAAUUGUAUCUCUACCUGUGAGCAGAUUAAGGACAAAUACAUGCAGAAUCGUUUGGUGCGGCUCGUAUGUGUCUUUCUCCAGUCUUUGAUCCGCAACAAAAUAAUUAAUGUACAGGAUUUAUUCAUAGAAGUGCAAGCUUUCUGUAUUGAAUUCAGUCGGAUACGAGAAGCAGCAGGCCUUUUCCGAUUAUUGAAGACACUGGAUACAGGGGAAAAUCCUUCUGAAACUAAGACUUCAAAAUAAGGCCUCAUCAGUUCAGAGUAUCACUUGUAAUAUGUUUUAAUUUUUAAAACUGUUAGAACCCUGAAUGGAUGGAUGGCUUGGACUAAUACAUUUGCCCAUUUGAAGCAAAACUUUGCUUUUGCUUUUUUUGCUACUGAUUUUCCUUUAAAUCAAUCUUCUGGAUGAAAUAGAAGGUUUUGUCUUUGGCUGCCUUGGUGACAGUGAUCCAUGGAAAGAACUAUUAUCCUGAACUAUGAACACAAGUAGGCACUAGAGAGCAAGCUUCCUGUUUUGGUUUAUAAGAACAGCUAACUAUUUGUGAUAAAUCAUGACUCAAGCUUCCCCAAACUCAGGCAAACUUUUAAGGAAUUAUUUAAAUGGGAAUAAAGACUGCAGAAUAAAGAUUACAGAAUUUAUGAACUGAAUUGAUAUCUUGCUUUAGAUCCUACAUCCUACAAAUGUAGCAGCUUUGAUGUGUGAUUUAAUCAUUUUCAAAAUAACAAAAUGAAGGAAAAUUACACCUUUCCUUAAAAGUUUUCAUUAAGCAUACUAUGAACUUGCUAAAGAAAAACUUUUAUCAUUUACCCUUUAAGCUGCUGGGGCUUUUUAACCUGCUUUUGUGACUAUCCAUUCUGACUUUCUAACACUGGGUACUCUCAAAAAAAUGUUCCUAUUUUCUAGACUGUUUUACCUGGCUCUAUUUUUUUUGCUCAUGUUUUAUCCCUAAAAGGUUACUUCCAUUACUUGGUUUGAAAGAGGUGACAUCAAAAGGAUGAACACCAUCUAAGGAAAAGUAGAGUUCCUAAAUGUGGUUGGUAUCACCAUUCUACCAGGGUUAUUAGAGCUUGUAUUAAGUGUCAUCUUUUUACUAAGAAUUUUCAAGAAAAGCAAGUUACAUCUUCUUUGAGAAGAAUGGAAGCAUAAUGCAACUGCAAGCUGGUAUUUAAGCCCUAAUCUAUCUUAUCUUUUGGGCAACAGUGCCUUACCUCAAAAAAUCAUUUUUACACAUAUGAUUUGAUUUAUAUAUCCCUUUUCAGCAAAGGUAUAGUGCUUUUAUUAGGAAAUCCUACCUUGCCUGCCUUUCCUCUUUCAGAAGGAAAUUAAAAGCAAACCUAAGGCAGCUAUGUUGUUCCAUUCCUAUAAUUUAAUUGUUGGGGAGGUAUUCUAUAUGGAUUUGUCGAAUAAAUAGCCUAGGGGAGGUAGGAGAUUUAUGAGUUCUUAACAGUAUUUUUGCUUGGGGGAAGAACUAAAAGGUUUUAAGUACCUUUUUAAAAAAGUGGUUUAACCUGAAGACUAACAACUUCUAAGUAUAUAGACUUGUGGUACAAUGGCUUUGUGUUACAGUGGCUGGUAAUUACUUCCAUACCUUUCUGUUAUUUUAGUCUGCCUUUUUUUUUGAGAACAUUUUAAGAAAUUAAGGAAAUUAAAAUUUGGUGUGGAAGAAAAGUUGUUACUAUAUUCCUUAAUAUUUUCAAAUAGAAUUCCUAUCCUUUUAACUCAGAAACCCCAUAGCCAAUUCUAGCUCUUCUCUCCUGGACAGAGAACUCAAAUUGUAUUAAUAAAAUUAUCACUAAGAGAA
Molecule: messenger RNA, 3351 nt
Organism: Phascolarctos cinereus (koala)
Lineage: Eukaryota; Metazoa; Chordata; Mammalia; Diprotodontia; Phascolarctidae
Gene: CNOT11
Product: CCR4-NOT transcription complex subunit 11
Cellular component (GO): CCR4-NOT complex
Source: RefSeq, a predicted model, not a curated record